Cryptococcus amylolentus CBS 6039 is the source of this 518-nucleotide messenger RNA. RefSeq lists its product as hypothetical. The record is from RefSeq and is a predicted model, not a curated record. Lineage: Eukaryota; Fungi; Basidiomycota; Tremellomycetes; Tremellales; Cryptococcaceae. Gene Ontology annotation, biological process: regulation of transcription by RNA polymerase II. Gene Ontology annotation, molecular function: transcription coregulator activity. Bases 110 to 487 code for a protein of 125 amino acids. The transcript is spliced from 7 exons. Gene Ontology annotation, cellular component: mediator complex.
UCCAUCUCUUCUUGCUUUUCUGCUUCGAAAUACUUAAUAUCCUUGCCGUCCCUCUAAAGAAGGGGCCGGUACUGAUGUCCCUUGAGCAUAUAAACUCGCCUCGCCAGAGAUGAUCCACGAAGAGUUAUCCACUGACAUGGACAGGAUCACGCAGCUACAGGAUGCCAUUUUAGAUCUCUUAACGAUCACCUCCACUUCCGUCGAAUACAUCACCAAGCGAACCCAGUUCGAACAGACCUCCAAAUCUAUACCUACCACUUUGACCACAGCAAAUGCCGCGAGUCGGGAGGAUUACAAAGCUGCCAUAAGCGCCUUCGUCGCCGAUAUCAUCCGCCGCUCAAAAGAUAUACAACAACUUAUCGACGUGCUUCCCAAACCUGGAGACUCUUCCCAGCGGGCUGAGAGACUCCAACGCCUCCAAGAAGAGAUAAAGGUUGCAAACCAAGAGUAUAAGGAUGUCCUUGAGCAAUCCAGUAUGUGUCGAUAACUCUUUCCAACAACUAGUAAAGGAACUCCAA